Messenger RNA from Mizuhopecten yessoensis (Yesso scallop), 6472 nucleotides. RefSeq names its product PDZ domain-containing protein GIPC1-like. Lineage: Eukaryota; Metazoa; Mollusca; Bivalvia; Pectinida; Pectinidae. The coding region runs from base 133 to 1158 and encodes 341 amino acids. The record is from RefSeq and is a predicted model, not a curated record. The transcript has 5 exons. Gene Ontology annotation, molecular function: protein binding.
AUUUCCGUUUCACCUACAUUUGUCAUACCUUCAAGGUGUAUCCUGUUCCAAGGGUUACCUGUAAUAUUUUAUGGUUUUCCGACGAUCUGGAGAGACUUUCGGUCUGUGAAAAAAGUGACAUUAGACUUCAAAAUGCCCCUCUUUGGUAAGAAGAAGGAUAAAACGUUAGUUGAAAACCAACAAACGGCAAGAUCGCCCCCAGAACCAAACGAACAACGCCCAAGCAAUCAACAACCUGCUCCACCUGAAUCAAAUGGAACAUCGGCACCUCGGAGCCAGCCGGUGGACCCUCCGAGGCCAAAGUUAGUGUUCCAUUGUCAGCAGGCUCAUGGUAGUCCCACUGGUAUCAUUUCCGGGUUCACAAAUGUCAAGGAACUGUACCAGAAAAUAGCAGACGCGUACGAUAUGGACGUUAGUGAUAUUUUAUUUUGUACGCUGAACACACACAAGAUUGACAUGGCGAAGUUGCUGGGCGGUCAGAUUGGACUGGACGAUUUCAUCUUUGCCCACAUUAAGGGACGGCCGAAGGAACUGGACGUUACAAAGUCUGAGGAUGCCCUGGGCUUGACAAUCACAGACAAUGGUGCUGGAUACGCGUUCAUCAAAAGAAUUAAGGAAAAUAGCAUUAUGGACACAAUGCCUUUAAUUGCAGUAGGAGAUCAUAUAGAAAAAAUCGACGGAAAGAACUUAAUAGGGUGUCGUCAUUUUGAGGUGGCGAAAAUGUUAAAAGAAAUACCAAAAGGGAGCACCUUCACCAUUAGGACGGUGGAACCCCUGAAGUCAGGUUUUUCAAAUAUUGGCCCGUCAGGGGGAAAGAAGGGAUCAAGUAAAUAUGGGUCUGGAAAGGAAACACUACGCAUCCGAUCAUCUGGGCCAGCCACUGUGGGAAUUCCUGAUGACGUGAUAAAUGUUGCCGUGGACAAGAUCAAUGGACUCCUAGAAUCCUUCAUGGGAAUCAACGAUUCAGAACUGGCAACAACAAUAUGGGAGAUGGGAAGCGCCUCGGAAAAUCCUCACGAUUUUACAACCAAGAUUGACGAGUCUGAGAUUAAGGAUUUCGGAUUUACCGACGACUUUAUAUUUGACCUCUGGGGAGCUAUAAGUGACGCCAAGCAAGGAAGGCUUCAGAAAACGGCAAAUUUUGAGGAACAGUUCUAAUGCCUAACAAAAAUACCUGUAGUCAUUUUGAUACUAGACAGAGUCGAUGAAGUAUUGAAAUCAUAGAUCCUGUAUUUGGUAUAGAUUGUGUAUUGCCAUAUCAUUGAAAAGAACGUGUCCAAUCACUGGUCAAUGUAUGUUAAAUUUGUUAAUCAUUUAAGUUGUACAAGCACCGUUCCACAAAUGUUACAUAUCUAAUGUUGAAAAUUAUUUUUAUUUUUAAUAUAUAAGUGUACUGUUAUGUAAUCACCUGUGAUGCUGAUUGUUUGACAUGCAAAUGAAAUGCAGUUUUAUUGCAAGAAACAUAAUACUUUGUUACUGUCCUAUGGUGUAUAAAUGUAUCUGAAGUUUUGUGGCUUGUAACAAAAGCUACUGGGAUUCUAUUACAUACUUAUCCAAAAAAAGGUUCCGGAAAAGAUUUUUUUUUUUGCCAAAUCCGUCAUAAGUGUUGCAACAUUUCCCUUUCAACGAAAUUAUUGCUCAAUUUGACUUAUCUCUACAAUAUUAGUUCUUUGUUCACCGAGGGUGUACUCAGUCAUCUUGACAAAAAAAUACGCUGAUAAAAAUGGAAAUAUACACAAUCUUGAUGUGAAGAUGGUGAAAAAAAUAUUCUUAAUACAAAGUACUGGAAAUAUAAGUACUGGUGGCAAGCAAAUAAGCCUAUUGCAUACAUUAUGGGCAAAAACUUAAUUACUUACUUUUCGUAUUUUCACCAAUUUGUGACUUUUCGUAUUUUUAGCAAUUUCUGACUUUUCGUAUUUUCACCAGUGUUAAGCUAUUACAGGCUUCGUCUAACAUCAAAGUUUUCAAUGUCUUUAUGUGACCAAAGAGUUUUGAUUUUAAAAAUAGAAGUACUUAUUACAACCAAACAAUAUUGUAUCUUGUUGAAAAAAAAUUGGGUUGUUUCUGAAGAAAUUUUUCUUCCAAUAUGUGAUCCUAUAAUUCACAAGAUUUAACCAAGAAACUGAUGUUAAAUAGAUCUCUAUAUUUAAAUUUCUUUGUAUGUAAAUAGCUUUAUAGAUCGCUAUACUAAAAAGUACAACACAUAUUAACAUUUAUAAAAUUUGUUCCCUAUUUUUUAUUUAGCGUGUUGAUUGCUGUAAAGUUCCCGUGAAUUCCAGUAGGUUGUAGACUGACCUUGCGUCUCAGAACCACACUUUUACAAACACUGUAACAUAUUAAUACCUUCAUAUAAUGGUAUCAACACUAAUAUUGUAUAUAAACUUUUGACUAGUUCCCGACUUUGGGACAAAAACGUUUGCCUUGAAUUUUCUCAUUCUUAAAAAAAUUCUCCAGGAAUACAUUGUCUCAUUAUUUUAACUCAUUUCAAUUAAAAAAUUAAGACUUAUUAUUGUCAUAUGAAAGUAUUCCUUCUGUGUGUAGAUUUUCCAAAACAAUAUUUAUAGCUAGUUAGGAUUUUUUUUUUUUAUAUAUACAGUAACCUUAUAAUUAGCAUAGUGUGAUAACUUAAGAAGAGUGAGGAAAGUCUGUGUAUUGUGUCAUUGAUAUAGAUAGGACUGCUUUCAUUUAACAUGUACGAAAUAAUUUAACUGGUCGGACCAGGGUUGUUCCUUUAUGAAACAGGAAUAGACCCUGUGGUCCAUAGUGGUAUGACGUUGUUUUCUCUUAUUCCUGUGUGUAUAUGACAAAACUGUCCAGGUCAAGAAAGGGGUGAAUGAAAAUUCUAUCUUGCACCCCAUUUCAUGUACGUGAUGCCAAUUACGAUGUGAUGUCAAAAAAUCGUUAACAUUUUCAUGACUUGAUGAGGAAAUCGUGACACAAUUGUUGUGGUUUUUGACCUAAUUCUGGUGAUUGAAAUGAGAGAAAAGUACUCUCUCAUGCCAUGAUUGUAGAAUAGAGAAAAUUCCACCAUCAGGAUUUUCAAGUCGGUGCAAAACUCUUGGCAAGCCUCAGAUUUUACCCGAUUCGAAAACCCCACGGAUGGAAUUUCCCCAUCCUACACCCUACAUGUGGACAUGAAAGUGUCUAAUAUUCUGGCACCGACUUUCUAGGCCUGCCCUCCUCCCUACAAAAUGUCACCAGUAGACAAAUCUGUUGUUAUGCAAUACAAAUGAAGACCUGUGGUGUCCAUUUAACUGAGAACUCAAUGUAACAAAUAUUCCAACUAUCAUAUUAAUCUUAACCAAAUCAGCAUGUCCAAGUGCAAUUUAAAAUGUCAGAUUAUUAUAAAAAUCACCCAUUUUCUAUUUCGUAAAUGAUUUUUGAGCAUUUGGAACAAAAUGGCAUAGUUGCUGUUAUAAAAAACAGAUGUUUAUUAUGUUUUGAUGAUCUUUACUGUAAACAUAGUCGUUUAAGUGGUAUUUCUAUUUAGAACUGUGCCAAUCGCAGUCAUCAAAAAGUUCAGGGCUGUCGAGAGCGCUCAUUAUGCACUUCAGCCUAUGUAAGAAGUAUAGAAUUUCAAGUACAUACAGAUUCGUUUUAAAAAGGCCAGAAAUAUGCAGGUGAGAUUUAUUUUUGAAAUCCUAGUUGAUAUCUUGGAAAGUUUUAUCUCCUAUGAAUAGUUUUCAUUAAGAUGCCUUACAGUGAGAUACAUUUAUAUGCAAUUUUCAUCUGUCUGUUGCAAAAAUGAUUUAAUGUUAUUCUUCUUAGAAUAAUUGUUCACUUAAGCCUUAACUCAUGUGUGUUUGUUAAUGAAUAUUUCUAUAUUCCACUUUAAUAUGUCGUGUUGUUUGACACUUUGUCAUCAAGUGUUCGCUAUAAAUCACUUAUAUUUCAUGCAUUGAUGCAAACAAUAUGAGCCAUAUUGAAGAUUUUGAUUUCGCGAUUUUGAUAACAUAACACCAUAUAAAUAUUAAUAUAUAUAACUCUUGUGGAUCAAACCUGAAUAUUUAAUCAUGAGAAAUUUGAAUUUUCAAAUCAUAAUUUCUUAAAUAGAGACACAUUCCCUCAAGAAAAAUAAGUUAUUUACAGUGAAUGAGUUGUUGUCUAUUAAAUGUUAAUAGAAAUAUUAAAGUACACUAAUAUAUUUUUGACAUAUUCUUUUUUAUAUGAAAAUUGUGAUAAUUGAUAGACAUUCCAUUUCUAUGAUUGCAAAAAACGCCCAAACGAAUGAAGUGCAUUUUCAGUGAUAUUUGUUCAAAUAUCAUUUUGUGAUUUUAGAAACAAAUAGUGUUACUGUUAAAAUUAUUAUUCUAAUAAGUCGUUAAUUUGUUUUAGAAAAUAUUUGUUGAGGUAUGUUCAGUUGAACUUUGAUUAGUUAACACCGACCAAACCAAUUUACUUUGUCUUGUGCUGUUUUCUUACACAUUGUUAAACUAGAUUUGCUAUAUGUAAAAAAUCCAUUUAUAUAGACACAUUUCUGUAAUUUAAUAGGGUGCAAUAGAUUUGAAUACAAAUUAAAUCUGGAGGUUUCCAAGGAGUAUGUUACAGGACAACGGUGACAAAAUUAGGCGUUGAUUAUUCUACAAUUGGAUGUUGUGAGGAGAUAUUGUGAUACACUUGUGUGCUGUCUGUACAAGCUCUAUCGUUAGGUAUGGUUUUGAUGUAGACGUUCUUGUUUUAAAUAUCGUACAUAAAGUACGUUGUUGUGAUGUAGAGAGUUUUAAAGGAGAAGGAGAAUAAAAACUAUAUUUUAUAAGGACCACCAACAGUCUUACUGUCGGACAAUAAUGAGGAAUUGAAGAAUGCAUUACUCGAUUUUCUAAAAUGGUUGACUUUAAAAAUGGUAAUUUUGUUUAUAGUAAAUACAGAAAUGUCAGCGAACAGCAUGUGUACUGUAAUUUAGAGCUUUUAAUUUCGCAAACUUCAAGCUUUUUCCUUAAAAUAUUUCAUCAAGUUGUUUUCCUUGUGUUUCUUUAAAGUAGAAUUUUGUCUAGUUUCCAGCAGGUUUUUUCCAGUCAUAUAGUAACAACAAUGAAUGUUGCGUUUGUUGAAUUUUAUUCAUAAGAACUUUUUUAUAAUGUUACAGAAACCUCAAGGGAAAUCGUUCUACAAAGUAUUGAACCGUUUUUCUACUGUACGGAUUCUAUCAUAACUUCCUUACGAAGGAAACACAUUCAUAACAACAUAGAUCAUUUCAUAUUCAUUAAAUAAUUAUGAUUGUUAUACAAUUAUUCACCAUGCUUUAUGUAUGAAAACUGAUCCUUGUUCUAUUCAUAAUUCAUCAUUUGUUGCAAAAACUUUCGUCAUCCCGCAAUUAUCAUAAAUAUGCAUUGUAUGUAGCCCCGACAUCUCAACAGUACAGCUUGCUGUUUCUCUCGUCAAUGAUACUGUAAAAAGCUUACGUUUUGCUCACAUUUAUUUUCGCGGACUGAUAUUUCCGUAUCUAGUGUUCAGAUAUUAUUUAUCCAUUACACCACUCAGCGUGCAUGGCUCAUGUCGGGUAAACAUUUUAACUUACAUGAACUAACAUAAAUGUCAAAACCAAGUAGUCUACAGAGGUUGACGAGUGAUGGAGUAAAAACUUUGAAUUCCCUGGUGAUUGUAAAACAUGAUUUAUUUAUUUUCAUUUAUUGCUAUAUAUAGCCUAAUUACUACUUUGACAUAAUUCUUAAACUUUUGAUUGCUUGCCUUUAUGUUGGUUUUACCAGCUUGGCUGAUUUUGGAUUGCUUGCCUUAAUGUUGGUUUUACCAGCUUGGCUGAUUUUGAAUUGCUUACCUUUAUGUUGGUUUUACCAGCUGGACUGGAGUCAGUUUAUUGAAAACAUCAGUGGAAUAUUACAAAAUGAAAUCAAAUACUUUCAUUUAAGUUUGAAAACGUAAGUAUUGUCAGAUUAUAACUUCUCCAUUUUAACAUCAUUCAUUCGCCCAACAUAUUAGUACUGUCCCAUUUAGUGUACUGCCUGGUUACAUGUAGAAUACCAUCAACAGUGUACCUCUGUCGAUCAUUGUAUACUACAAACCUCUUUUGACAAAACAAACUGAAAAAGCCAGCAUUUCAAAACAUUGCCUGCAAAUUCUGUGAUUUAUAUUUAAGAAAGCAGUUUGUCCGAAUGCUCUUUAAUUAUUUCAAUAUUUAACUUUCAAAGUGUUGAUUGUGAUAUUGCACACUUAAGUUUUAUUAGCUCACCUACCCGAACAUAUGAGCUGUGUGUCUGUCAUCAUUGAACCAAAAUAUACAAAAAAAAAAAAAAUUAAGGAAAAGAUAAAUAAGUGUUUUGUUGAAAUUAAGCUGGAAGUUUGGUUUGUAGUGACCUGUGUGAUAAGUAUAUUGUCUAAAUACAAAGGAUUAUGUACACACUGUUUCAGGCAGAUUUCACCAUUAAUUCAUACAUUGUCAUGGCUACCUGUGUGUUGUUGUGCAUCAUCUCUGGUCUGUAAUGGUAACAAAAUAAAUGAAUUUAAUGUUACUCAA